Bursaphelenchus xylophilus (pine wood nematode) is the source of this 9490-nucleotide messenger RNA. The record is from the annotation of a GenBank genome assembly. Lineage: Eukaryota; Metazoa; Nematoda; Chromadorea; Rhabditida; Aphelenchoididae.
AUGGAUGUGCCAAUUAACACUUCUUUUUUAAACUUACUAGACAAAUUAUCUUUGGAUUCAAAAAACGAAUUGGAUGCGAGGAUAACAUCGAUUUACUGGAAUGCCAGAUGUAUGAAGGGAAAUGUUGUUCAAAACAAUGGAAAUGUUGGUGAACAUAAUUGUUAUGAUGUAUGAUUUAGAGAACUGAAUUUCCCUUUGAGCUGUCAAAAGAUAUUGUCUCCAAAUUAUCGGAAUUUGGGGUCCACGAAGUACAGAGACAUUAUGAAAUGGACAUUUUUGACAUUGUUUCUGCAUUUUGUGACUUUUUCUUCAACAACUUAGUCGAACAUGUUGAUGACAUUACGGUCGACUUCUAUAGCAUUGCAAGACAACUGUAUAUUUCUCAGAAUGAUCUCAUGGAUUUUGUUGUCUUAUUGUUGGAAGCCACAGAUGACGGCGAACUUUCGCUGGAAAAGAUGUAUCUGGUAAGAUAAAAAUUUAUUUAUGUUUUAUUUGUUUAGAAUCAUCUCUGGGAUCCUCAGAGAAUACUUUUGUUCUGUACGUACAUCCACGUAGGAAUCCACAGGCCUGGUCACAUCUAUGAUCUCGAAAAAUUUAAAUUCUUGGAAUACGACAAGUUGCAUAAGCCCUCUUUGACAAACGUUUUAUACGAAACUUUGGGAGGCCUUGAAAACACAAAACGAAUUUUGGAAACGAUCGAUCCAAAAUAUUUCCAAUUACAGUAUGUUGUUAUAGAGUUUAAGAUGAAUUUUGAAUUUAGAGUGGAAAAUUAUGUUUUGCCCGAGCUGGCACAGAUGUUUAGCGCCCUCAAUGUGAACAAGGAUGCUUUUCUGGAAUCGAAGAAGGCAUUGGUAAAGGAGAUGGAGGAGGCAGCUUUAGAUGACUUUGAAUUACAUUCAAUUCCUGAGCUGGAUUUGGUCGGUGAAUCGGUAAGCUUAAAGAGAAGUGUUCGAAGUGCGACGCUCAGGUUUUGAUGAAACUUAGCACAAAUUAAGAUAAAGUUUCUCUAAUACAUAUGCGAGAUUCUUAGCUCGCGCGUUGCAGAAAAGACCAAGAUUUUUAGGUCGAAAAGUUGGCAAAAAUGGACAUUUUUUUAAUGUUUGCUAAAAAAUAUAUUUUUUUUCUACAUUCCGCAUUUUGCGUGCAAAGAUCGUUGAAUGCCUAGGAAAGCGAGCAAAAACUUGUAGGAAUUGGUAGGCCAUGCCCCACGUCUAUGCAAGAUUUAGACAAAAUUGGAGCUUCGCACUUGGAAGCCUCCCUUGUUAAUAAUAGUAAUGCAAUAAUUAUUCUUUAAGUCUUCGUCCAAUAUGGAAGUUUUCAAAAAGAUGACCGAAUAUAAACUUUGUGACCACAUUUCUCUUGAUUACGAAAAGAAAAUGAAUAUUGGAAGACAUGAGAAACUUUGGGUAGAGAUGGAUGAAAAGUUUCAUGAAGGGCAUCUCCAUUCUUGGUUACACGAUGAAGAAGAAGACAGGAUUACUCAUGUCAAAGUGGAAAUCAAAGUCAGAAGUCGCAAAAUUGUGAGGGAAGUGGACGCGUCAAGAGUUGCAAGAGCGAGUCCCGUUGGGGCAAUGUGUAACGCUGGCACAAGAGUCCUUGCAAAAUACAAAGGAAUUGAUGAGAAUAAGUGGAAAUGGGGGACGUUAGGAACAUUUCCCAUAAAGGAGUAUCGUUUCCAUUAUCUGGUCUUCUUUGAUGACGGGACAGUCCAAUUUAUUCGUCCAAAAAAUCUUUAUUUGUGCAUAGUCCAGCCAAAAGCUCCAAACUCGGAUGAUUUUAGCCCCGUUUUUGCCUACAAGUAUGUUAAGGGAGUGAGAUCUGCUUUCCUGAAGCACUAUUUCUCGUUAUAUCCCAGCUGGCCCUUGAUGAAUGUUCAAUUGAAUACCAGUGUAAGUAUUGAUUCGACUUGCUUUUAUUGUACAUUUUAAGAUGUUGGUGAACCGAGAGGUUGGCAAAAAGAAAACUGCGGUAAAAGCGAUGGUAAUCCAGAAAGACCGUUGUCUUUUAUUAGUUCGUUUUUUGACUGAAUUUGAUGAGUACAAGGAAUGUAAAGAGUACCCUUGUUCGGAUCAUUCUCAUCAGGAUGAAUGGAUCUUUGCUGGGGAUACCAUGAGGAUACCCACUUUGAAGAAUAUUUUGGCGGUAUGUUAAUCGUUUCGUGAGGUUGUAGUUUCUUCUUUAGAAAGUAGAAACGGCGACGGAUUUAAACACAUAUCCUGAGAAGGUGCGAGAAUACAUCGAGAUGUUAUACCCUAAGUACGAAGUGGAUGAUGUUAAGGAAUUCUCAAUUUUGGACAAGUGUAAAGUGAAAAACACGGCGAGGAAGACUGGAAAUAAGAAGGAACCCAGUUUCUUUGACUUCUUCAACAAUGCCAAAAAUCAUCACAUAAACGUGGAUCAGAGAAAAAAUGUUGGGGAUGGAGAAGGGUGCAGCAAAGAUCAGUUGAUUCCUGAAUAUCUGGAAUACCCCAACUGGGAUCACCUACACCGUCGGCCACAUUCUACUUGCUCGUCGGAAUGUCUGCUUGAAAUUAGAAAUUGUCAUUUAGUUGGGAAGCACGCGUACAAAGAUGUCCCUGCCUUCUUUCGACCAUUUCUUUAUGGCUUCAGAAGAAUUUCUUUGGUUUACUUUGACGUAGAAGUUCGCGACGACAACGAUGAGGAGAAGAAUGUGGAAACUGUAUUUGUUUAUGAGGCCCCAUGUGGAAGAUUACUCCGGUCGUUGGAUGAAGUUGCUUUCUAUUUACACGUUACGAAGUCCGAACUCAUCUCAAUCGAUCAAUUUACAUUUAGGAUUUGGGAUCGACCUAACUUCAUUUAUCGGUCUGAUCCAAAAUAUCUUGUUGAUCCUGACUUUGCGCACUGCAAGGAGGCCAUUACCAUACCUACAGUGAAUUCAGUUGACGACGAAGGACCACCUCUGGUAAGUGUUGAAUACUUAUCGUCCAAUCGUUCAUUUUAGAUGCUGUAUCAGAGCAGCAGAUGUAUGGAUGAACCGCUUCUGGAAACUCAAAUGGAGUUUACUUCUUGCUGUUCAUGUACUGGUAAGUGUAAAUGAAAAAAGAAUUACUUUUAAAGAUGAUUGCUUGAACUCUGACACAUGCGAAUGCCAAUUGUUAACAAAAGAAACUCAUCAAAGAUUGGAUGAAAGGAUACGAUCCGAAAUUCCAGAUGGGUACAAGUUCAGAAGGCUGGAGAGAAAAUUGUUCUCUGGGGUAUACGAAUGUAAUAUGGGCUGUUCUUGUUCUACAAAUUGUCUGAAUCGUGUGGUUCAGCGGGAUAUUUGUGUUCCCAUGCAGGUACGUGAUAUAUGUAUUGUAAGAUGGCUUGUUAUAGUUGUUCAAGACGGCAAAGAAAGGAUGGGGAGUGAGAACCUUGGUUGAUAUUCCUCAAGGACAAUUUGUUUGCACAUAUUCUGGCCAGAUGUUUACGGAUGUGAAAGCUGAUGAGCAUGUCCGAAAAGGACAAGGAAGUGAUAUGUAUUUUGCUGACGUGGAUUUAUUCGACUCAGUGGAAGGAAUGAAAAUGAACCUGAAUAUACCUUACCCGGAUGACGAGGGUAUUGAAGUGGAAGAAAAGAAGAAUAGAAAAAAGAAAAGGAAGAGAAACAAGUGGACCCAUCAAAAAAGAGGAAGGUCCCCUGUCAUAACCGAUGAGAAAACGCUGUUACAUCAUCUAUUUGGGGAGUCCAGACUCUUCGUGGUGGACGCUCAGGAACGAGGCAAUCUGGGGCGAUUCUUCAACCACUCAUGCGACCCCAACAUGGAAGUGCAGAUGGUGUUUUCGGAUACCCAUGACAUUAGACUUCCAAUGAUUGCUUUCUUUACUUCGUGUGAUGUGGAAGCAGGCACAGUAAGUGUACUUUUUUGUUGAUGAUAUUUGUUUUAGGAGCUGUGUUGGAAUUAUGGAUAUGUCGCUGGAUCAGUUCCCGGGAAAGUCAUCGAAUGCUCGUGUGGAAGUGUAAACUGCAUAGGGCGUAUUUUGUAGUGUACAUAUAAGUUGAGAACCUUAUUUUUUGUGAUUUGCAUUUAAUAAAAUACGUAUUAUGGUGGCUUGAAUGUUACCCGUACUACACAUUGUGAUGCUAACGUCCCAUAGAACGGCACACGAGACUUGACUGUAGUUAUUGUUUACAAAAAAAUUCAAUAGAAGGUGUUUAAUAGAGAUGUACUGUAAGAUCAACAUUCACACGGUUUUUAUUUCCGUUUUUACACACCAAUCCAGCAUUGCUGGAUAUGGCGUAUACGGUAACCUCCGAAACUAAAGAUUCGUGCUGAUGUGGAUAACAAAAAAGAUUAGAAACAUUUUAUCGUAUAAAAUGUCGCUAAUUUUUCUUUUGACGUUUUUUCUCUAUUUGGGCAAGCUAAAUAGCUCGUGUAAAUUGUUCACUGAUCUUGCAAAUAUGAGGCUGCUUUUUCAGGCAGUAAUAGCUUUACUUAUUACGGGUAUCUCUUGUGAUGUAUUCAGUUGUGGUGGAUUCGUCCGUUCUUCAGUUCCGUCAAUUCUUCAGAAAGUGAAGGUAAGUAUUCCAGCGUUACCGAAAAUAUUAUACCUUCUUUAGGUUCAAUUCUUGUCAGAUGAGGGACAUUUGAAGUAUGAGACUGCCUGCAAUCCAACCAAUGGCUAUUAUAUGAUUCCAGUCUACACACGGGGCAUCUACAGAAUUCGGGUGGCAGGACCAGAUGGAUUUAUUUUCGGUAAGAGAUACGAAUGAAUGACCAUUCCGGACUUUAGAUCGGAAAAAAUAUUUUUCUCCAGAAGGAGAUUAUUUUUACGCAGAAAAGAUAAGCUUAUAGUAAAGAGUAGUGCAAAAAAUUUAAAAUUGUUCUUAGCAGUAACUUUUGUUUUGUAGUUGUAACCAGUACAGGGUAUAAUUUUUUGGGUGAAUAAUGGGUAUCCUUUCGGCUUUAUAUGACGUUAAAAAGCGUCUGCAGGUAAAAAAUUUAACCAGGUUUAUCUGAAUGUCCGUGGCCUUUCGUGGCUAUUUUAAAGAAAUCGUCUCAAGUAAUAUCAUGAGAAAUUGGAAAUGAAAGAUAGCCGCUAAACUUCUCAAUCCAGGAACUGCGGAGGACAUUUUUACAAAUAUUUAUAAACCCUUUUAGAUCCAUCUGAAAAGGUUGUGAACAUAAACGGCGAAGACAAUGACUGUUGUUCUGGGAAGGAUAUCAACUUCCAAUUAUCCGCAUUCCAAGUAACAGGAAAGAUUUUGAGCGGAAAAGGAAGUGGUCCAAGCAAGUUGGAAUUAGGAUUGUAUACUGAGCAAGGAAAACAAGUUGCGACGACAACCACUGACAGCAAAGGAGUCUACAGUUUUGAGGCCGCCCCAGGAAAAUACGUGGUAUCAACUCUAGAAAGGACCAACCAAUGUGUGGAGCGCGGAUCCGUUCCGGUUGAAGUUGUAGACAAACCAGUUGUUGUUGCGACGGAUCUUAAGAUAUCAGGGCAGAAUCUUAACGUUGCUGUUGUUUCCGAAUCAAGCGAACCAAUUCGAGAUGUCGAGAUCUCACUUUUCUCCGAUGUCAGCAUUCCAGUAAGUUGGUUGAGGUAAUAAGAACAUUUAAUUUUAGUUCGAAAAGCAAGUUAAUGCACAAAUGCCAGUUUCCGCGAAGUCUGGCAAUGGAUAUGUGUACAGCUUAAAGACGUCCAACAAAGGAGUCGUUACCUUCUCGUGUCUUCCGCCAGGAGCAUUCCGGGUAAAGGCCUCCUUGAAAACCGAGAAGGGUUCCUUGGUUUUUUCACCGGAGGAGAAAUUGGUGACGAUAAAUUCGAAGUUGGAAGAGGUAGUGGCAUUUCUUGUUAAAUAUUUUUUCUUUAGGUUAGCUUCGAAUCUGCUGGAUUUACACUCAACGGAAAAGUCAUCCAUGGGCCUAAACCGCUUGCUAAUGUGCUUGUUUCUUUAAAGAAGUCGAAUGAAAAGUAUAAACUCAUUGGGACAACUGAUAAAGACGGAAACUUUGUGGCUAAGGGUCUUACAAAGGGAUCUUACAGAGUAAAAGCGGAGAAGGAGCGGCUGAGAUUCGACGAGAAAACAUUUGAAGUCAACUCAGAUGGCGGCGAGAUCAAGCCCAUUGAGCUGUUGGAGUAGGUCAUUUUGAUAAUACGCAUUGCUCUUUAGAGUAGAGAUUUGUGGACAACUUAUUUUCGAUGACCCUCAGAAACUCGGACGGAGCCGAUUUUCCAUUGGAAUAUAUGAUUCAGAAAAUAAGAGAGUCUCUUCUGUGGAUGUGGGCAGCUCUGAUGGAAAGUACUGUAUUUAUUUGGCGCCGGGAAAAUACAACGUGAAGGUAUGGAAUAACACAUGUACUUUAUUUGUUUUAGCCCGAGUUUUCAUCGCCUGUUGUCCAUCCAAAAUCGUUUUCUGUGGAUGUACAUUCAGAUGCGAUCGAUAAUCUUGUCUUUACUGAAUUCAAAGCCAAAGUUGAAGGUUCCGUUUCCUGCCUAGACGCUUGCCCGAACGUUAAGAUUGAUCUUGAAGUAAAUGGGGAGGCUAUUCAAACUUCAAAAGUUACGGAUAACAAGUUUUUAUUUGAGGAUAUAUCCCCUGGUAGUUAUAAAUGUAAGUAAAAGAUCCAUCUUGAUGUUUAUAAAUUUCUCUUUUAGUGGUUGUUCAUGACAAUGUCGGAAGAUGCUGGGAGAAAGAAGAGUACAGUUUGCAAGUAGAAUCUAAGAAUGUCGAAGGUAUUGUUAUCAAACAGACUGGCUACAAAGUUGUUAUUGAUUCUGCCAAACAAGCCAAAUUGGUAAGAAUUGUUAAACGGUUUUUAUUACGACUUUAGGCUUGGAAUGGAGGCGGCUCUCAUGGAAUUGUUGACUUGCAAACCGGGAAGACGAGAUUCUGUGUCCCAAAGAAGGGAGUGUACAAUCUGAGCGUAGAGUCUUGUUAUGAUUUUGAGGAGGGAAAGAGAUUUUCGAAGGAAUUACCAAAGGAUGAGAUUGUUUUGAGAGUGAAGACGGCGAGAGUUGGAUUGAAUGUAAAGAGCAGUUUAAAGCUGAAUGUGAAGGAUGUCGCUGUUACUGUAAAGUAAGUAAGGUUUUACACACCGUUUUUUCACCGAAAUUGUUAAAUAAUUUUUUUUGGUUCUUUCAAGGAAAGUACUUCUAUGGGGUAUGGAGUUACAGGUUGAAACAUAUAUCAAAACUUCGCAGAACAAGAAUAUGUAAAAAUUAACAAAAUAUCAAAUUUGAUUACGGGUGAACCUUAAUAGUCCGAUUUUUUCUGCUUUAUCGUUCGAAAACACCAUAUUUUAUAGGUUUGAUAAUUAAAAUCUUUCUAGUUGCGGAAUGCCAAGGAUUUUGCCAAAAACCCGGGAAACUAUUUCAAUCAUUCUAAUAGCAGGGAAAAAACAUUUUCUAUCCAGAAUGACUGCCUAUCGCGUGAAUUACUCGUAUUUAAGAGAAUUGAGUAAUACACAAAAGGUUCCAUUUUCAAUAUAAUAAUUUAUUUCAGAAGCGUGAGUGGCGAAGAGAUUAUCUUCUCACAACAGGCGGAACUGAACAAUUUACGCUUUGAAUUUGAUCUUGGAGUUCAAGACAGUGGCUCCAAGGUAGAACUUAUCCCUACUUCGACGACCCUUCUCUUCAAACCAAAUUCCUAUUCAUUUAAUUUUGACGGUGAGAGUGUUUUGUUUCCACUUAGAUCCAUUUAGGUGAAUGUGAUCCCAACCUGGUGACUGUUGAGGCCUUUCAAGGCAAGUAUGUCGAAGGUUUCGUUGAACCAGCGUUGAAAGAUGUGGAGGUGAGAGCGGUGAACAAAAAAUCAGCGGAAACAUUGGUUGGCAAGACCGAUUCUUACGGAAGAUUUAAGUAAUUGUUUUGGACAUUAUAGAUGAUUUCUUCUUCCUUCCGGUAAUGUAAAAUGGGGGCUUCGGUAGUUCAGCCCCCCACGAAAGGUAGUUCAAACCCCCACUGUUUUGCCCGUUUCACACCCCACAUAAUGAACAAAUUAGAAUAAUACAAAAAAUGUAAGUGGGGGUUUGAUCUACUACGUUGGAGGUUUGAUCUAAAACGUAGGGGGCUUUUUCUAAAACGGAGGGGGCUUGAUCUAAAACGUAGGGGGCUUCAUCUAAAACGUAGGGGGCUCGUGCUGGACCAUACAACUUGGAUUAAUUCUUUGAAAUAAAUUUUGGGGUUCAGAAUGGACGAGGGGGGUUGUACUGGGUUAUGGGGGGCUAAACUGGACUGGGGGGCUGUACUACCUUAGCCCCGUAAAAUGUUUAGAAUUGGACUAGUGUUCGAUCCUUCUGAAUACGAUGUAGCUUUGGAAUUGGAAGGCUACAAGUUCUCAAAAGUCGGAUCUAACAAAUUCAAAGCCAUUAAAUUGUCGAAAUUGGUUGUUUACUACUUUGAUGAGAAGACGCAGGAACCUCUUGGAGAAGUGUUGGUCUCGGUUAGUGGAGGAGUUGACUACAGAAACAAUGUCAUCGUGGACAAAUCUGGAAGAAAAAGUUUUGUUGGAGUGGUGAGUAUUCAGAAAAAUAAUGUUUUUUAUUUCGGGUUUUAGCCUGCUGGAGAAUAUUUCAUCUCAUCCGUUCUCCGAGAGUAUCAAUUUGUCCCUGAUCAGACAUCUGUGUCGAUCAAAGAAGGAGAAACUGUCGAAAGAAAGAUUUACGGAAAACGAUUCGCCUAUAGGUUUGUUAUUUUUAAUAUAAAAUGUUUGCGUUAGUGCGUUUGGAAAGGUGGUUGCUGCUGGUGGUCUCCCUUUGGAUCAGGUGGUUGUCCAGGCAUUGUCAGAAUCUUGUGGAAAUCUUCUUGAAGAAGAUGUUACUGAUAAGGAAGGACAGUUCAGAGUCAGAGGAUUGAAACCCGGAUGCGAAUAUAAAUUGGUGGCCAAGUCGAGGAAUGGCCAGAGAGUUAGAGCAAUCCCCCCGUUCAUCAAUCAUAAGGUAUGUAACAUCAGAAUACUCAUAUCUGCAGGCUAAACAAGAAGAUCUGAAGAAUCUCGAAUUCACUUUGUUGGUUACUGCUUCACAAAAUCAACUUCUUGGAGUGUUACAAUUAAACGGAUUGCAAAGACCAAAGACUCUGAUUGUGGACCUCUAUGAAGACGGAAAGAAGAUAGCUUCUGAUAAUUUGGGGUCCACUAACAAUCUAUUUGUUUUCAAUGAUCGUCUUGCUGAAGGAAAAGAAUAUCAAGUGAAGAUCUCAGACAAACAGCUCAAGGGUGUUAACGCCGUCUCCAGUUCUGUUUCGUUCCAAAUCCCGCAGAAUGGCGGACUGGAUUUGAUCAAGCAAGUAACUUUGGUGGUCACACCGCUACCGAAAAAGGCCGAAAUCGAAACUUCCAAGUCCAAUAUCCUGGGAAUAUUCUUUGUCAUUUUUGUGACCGUCGUUUGCAUGAACCUGAAUAAUGUAAGUCCGACGGUGCUUAUUUUUAUUUCUGAAUCUUUAGAGCAAGGAUGUCGCUCUGGACCUCUACGAUCGAGCCAUUGAACUAGUUCGUCGGGACUCCACUUCAACGGUGGAAAAACGAAAGAAGACGAAGAAUAACUAG